GGACUCCAAACAUAUAUUCAUUUUGUUCUGACUGUGAGAAGCGUGAAGGGUGGAAAAGGUAGCCGGUCCAAGAUAAAGAGCUUGCUUCCAUACCACGAGGACGGGCUUGCGCCAGUGGCCGCUCGAACCUUUCUCUCCUUUUUACGACCAACUGCCGGCAACGUCGAGCAUAGCGACGACGACGACGAUGACCACCGCCAUGACCAUGGCCAUCCCAGGCGUAACGAUAUCUUCUCUGCCUAUCUUCAUUCUCAGAGUUCUUUCACCAGCAUUCGUACUGCUCUCCACUUUGUCUAUCGUACCAGCACGCCCUUCCUCGCCGCCAUCGGCUUCUCCCAUAACUCCCGUCGUCGUCGCUACUCGUACACCCCGUCGUGCUGUUAUUCUUGCUCUACUUUCUCUUUCUGGCCUCACGUAUCUUCUCGACGGUUUGACAUUUGUCGUUUUUGCCGUCCUCUCCAAGACAUGGUCCAACUUUACGGGUAUUGAAAUUGCCGCUAUUGAAGGUCUCGUUGCGUUUCUUGGAUUGGCAGCCCUGGGGACAUGGAAAGACAUCAAAGGGGUUGAUGUUUGGUCUUCCAAGAGAGUCAAAUUCGCUAUAAGUGCAGCCUUGGUGCUCGAUAUCGCACAAGCCGUAUUGUUUGGUUUGCGUUUUCAGAAACCUCUGUCUAUUAAAUGGCUUCUACACCUGUCUUUCACUGCAUUCCGAGUGUUGUUACUGGCACCUCUCCUGGUCGCGUUGCUCAACCCUCAUGUUGCCUACGAACCCACAUCAGCUGCUGACGAGGAGCAACGUUCUGACUCGAGCCUUCUCCUUCCUGCUGCGGAAGGAGCUGCGGCUUCUACUGGACUUUCUCCUCUCGAAAGUGAGGUUAGCAAGUAUGGUACAUUCCGCUUUUCGCGGUCGUUGUUCCCUGCUGCAUCUAGUCCGACUACCCGUACCCCAACACCUGCACCCUCUGCUUCACGCGUCCCCCAGCCCAAGCGCAAGGUAGUUCCUGAAGACCCCAAGGGGGAGAUUAACCCAGACCCUUCUUGGAGCGAAUUGUAUGACCGACUCAAACGUAUCACUCCCUACUUGUGGCCAUCAAAGAGUCGUGCCCUGCAAUUUUUGGCCUUCUUGUGUAUUCUACUCGUUGUUGUCGGUCGUUUUGUCAACUUCCUUACACCUCUCGCGUUUGCCGAAGUUGUGCGCAUCUUUGAAGAAGGCUCCAUACGCUCCCCUUGGCCGUACCUCUUUGCAUAUGUUGGAUUACGUUUCCUUCAGGCCAAUGGAGGUUUGGCUGCCCUUCGUGAUACCCUUUGGAUUCCUGUUAUGCAAUAUUCUGACCGGGAGAUGUCGCAACUUUCAUUCGACCACCUCCUCAACCUUUCAUUCGCCUUCCACACCCACCGUAAGACGGGCGAGAUCCUCCGUAUUCUGGAUCGUGGAGCAGCCAUCAACCAAACCUUGGAGAUCGUCAUGUUCAAUAUUAUACCUACUUUCUUCGAUAUCUUCAUCGCUUUGAUUUUCUUCUGCAUUUAUUUUGAAUGGACUCUGGCUCUGGUUAUUUUCUUCGUUAUGACAGCUUAUGUCGCCGCUAGUGUCAUCUUGACAAGAUGGCGUACUAAACUCAGGAGACAGAUGAAUGAACGCGAUGUUAUCACUCGUGGCAUUCACACUGAUUGCCUGCUCAAUUACGAGACUGUCAAAUAUUUCGGUGGAGAACAGCAUGAAGGCGAGCGUUACCGUGAUGCCAUUAGGCAAUAUCAGGCUUUGGAAUACCGAGUCAUGGUCUCGCUCAACCUGCUCAAUUUGGUGCAGAACUUCAUCAUUACUCUGGGACUUCUCGUUGGAUCUAUGAUCGUCGGAUAUCGUGUCACGACAGGCGCAUCUAAGCCUCACGAGUUCGUGUUCUUCAUCACUUAUCUCGCCCAGCUUUAUGGCCCACUCAACAUGCUCGGCUACAUCUAUCGUUCUGUGAACCAAUCCCUUGUUGAUACUGAGAAGCUGCUGAAGCUGCUCAGCGAGCCUACAGAGGUUAACGACAAGCCUGGUGCACCAGACCUCAUCGUCGAAGAUGGAGAGAUCGAAUUCGAUAAUGUGAACUUCUCCUACGAUGGGCGCAAUACGGCACUAAGGGGCGUCUCCUUCCGUGUUCCGAAACAUUCUUCCGUUGCAUUGGUCGGCGAGUCUGGUGCUGGGAAGUCCACCAUCCUGCGCCUGCUGUACAGGUUCUAUGAUCUCAAGGAGGGCGAGGGACGGGUUCUUAUUGACGGCAAGGACAUCCGUGAUGUUACUCAGGCCUCUCUGCGCAAGGCUAUCGGUGUUGUACCUCAAGACCCCGUUCUCUUCAAUGCGAGCAUCGCGUACAAUAUUGCAUAUGGCAAGUUCGGUGCCUCCAGGGAUGAGAUCGAAGCCGCUGCAAAAGCCGCUCAACUGCAUGAUAGGAUCAUGAGCUUCCCCGAAGGCUAUGAGACAAAGGUUGGCGAGCGCGGUAUUCGACUAAGUGGUGGAGAGAAACAGCGUGUCGCCAUUGCGCGUACCAUGCUGAAGAAUCCCCCCAUCUUGCUGUUGGACGAGGCUACGAGUGCGCUUGAUACUUCAACCGAAAAGGAUAUUCAGAAGGCGCUCCAGCAUUUGCAAGAAGGCCGGUCGUCACUUUCAAUUGCCCAUCGUCUUUCCACUAUCGCUGCCGCUGAUCUAAUCCUCGUCCUCAAGGAUGGUCAAAUUGUGGAACAGGGCACUCACAGCGAAUUGCUCGCUCACGACGGCGUUUUCGCCUCGAUGUGGGCUGAUCAAAUUUCAUCGUCUGAUGCUGCCUCGUCUCACAAGAAGGAUAUCUCUGGUUAUGCCGUCGACCAUGACGAGGAGCACGCAACCAAGACUGAGCAAGAUACGACUGACUUCGCGCCUUCUGUGGCGGCGCAGGUGACCACUGCUGCGGAAACGGCCGAGGGUGCUGAUCAGCAAGUUCAGGCAACCGAAAGUGCUCCCACUGCACCUGAAUCAACCCAUGGUGAACUCACGGCAGAAGCGUCCGAGGGUGCACAUAUUGUGAGAAGUGAGGCUGCCUCCACGUCCAGUGUUAGCGCCGCGCCAGUUGCAUUCCCUGCCUCAUCCAUCCACGGGCCGGAGCCAGAGAGGUUCCCAACCUCGGCAUCUGCUCCCAUAUCAUUCCCGACUUCUGAUAGCCCUCGUGGGACACCUAUCGCAUUCCCCGGUUCGGAGGGAGAUGCAUCCUCUCAGCACACGCCUUCAUUGGCAGAACGUGCACAAACUCCAGGGGUGACAUUCCAGAAUGUGGCCACGCCCCCACGAACCGGGACACCUGAUGUCGACCAGGACGGAAAGAGACGAAGGACGUUAUCGACACAGGGCAUGCAGAGACUGGCAAGAAGGAUCUCCCUCUCUGGUCGCCGGCAGGGUUCUAGCGGGUCAAAUAUUUUGACGAGUGCGAUUCAGGGAUUGAAGCGGGAGAAUACGACAGGGUCGAAGGACAAUGACAGCACAAAGGACAGCGUCCGUGCAUCGAAUGACGUGCCGAGGGAGAGCCCGACAGCGAGCGUCCAGAGUGACAUUGGCAAGGCAGCAAAGAGUAAGAAGAAGGAGAAGGAGAAGAAACGCAAGAGCACCAUAGGCUGAUUGCAUGCAUUCACUUGACGAACUGCUACGACUUUUAUGAACAUUGAUUUCCCCUGUACUCUAUUAAUGUGCUUGGACAAGCGUAUUCGCUGCACCCGUAGUACACGCAUUUUCUGGAUUAGCAUCUUCUUGUACCUAGCUUUCGAUUAUGAAUUAUGUUGUUGCAAUAAUAUAUCUCCUAG
Messenger RNA from Somion occarium, 3807 nucleotides. NCBI's taxonomy places the organism in Eukaryota, Fungi, Basidiomycota, Agaricomycetes, Polyporales, Cerrenaceae. The record is from the annotation of a GenBank genome assembly.